AUGGAGUCGGACUCUGUUGACUCUGUUCAAUGGACCGACAUGACUGAAGCCCUGAAUGGGCUGGAUCAGAGACGAACAAACAACACGUCCCAAGACCGCGUUAACCCUUUCUCUGACACUGUUUGCGACGGUGAAAUUCUCCAGCUCCAAAAUCUCGAGACUUGCGAUGCUUCCAGUGCUAGGCCAAAAGGCUUCGUGGCAGAGCAUCCGUCUUGGAAGCCGUCACAGUCUACCGGAAGCCAUGUCUCUUACUGCCUCAAGCCCAUUCUUCAGGAUGAAGACUAUACAAAUUCCGAGUGGGAAACCGUCGCACCUGAUGAGGACGUCAUUCUCAAACCAAGCAUCAAUCGCGGACAGCGUGUGCAAAACGCCGGCCGCUCAUUCCAGGCCCAUGAUUCUCUGGAUCGCGUUGGUCAACUUGCGGAGCGCACACAGUACAGAAAUACUGCUUUCAUUCCGACGACCUCGUCUCGCAACUUGGGUCGUGCAAUGACAAUGCUCAACAGCAAUCGACCCAAGCAUGCUUCUCAGUGGCCGCGAGCAUCCAGCGUCUACGAAGAUGACACUGCCGUCGACAAGUCUCAGCGUCAGGACUGGCACCCUGAAACCUUUCGCACUCUGGCCCAGAACCGGCCGGCCACACUGGGUUUUGGCCGGAACGCCCAAGGUGAACUGGUAGCCAGCUACUCCAAGUCGUCCAGCCGAGCGAGCAACGAUCCCUUCAAAUUCGACGGCGCAGACUAUUCCGUGUUUCUCCAGCCCUCGGCCGAGAAAGAAGUCAGUAGAGCUCUCUACCGCGCAGAAGCCUCCAGCGAAGCCCUGAGCACGCGCGUCUGCUCUCCGCAAAGGGGUGAACAGCAGAGUCUGCGGAGGCAGUUCCAGCCAGGCUCGUUUUAUGACAACGCCGCCAUUCAAUCCACUUAG
Messenger RNA from Metarhizium album ARSEF 1941, 924 nucleotides. RefSeq lists its product as uncharacterized. The record is from RefSeq and is a predicted model, not a curated record. The transcript is spliced from 2 exons. The coding region runs from base 1 to 924 and encodes 307 amino acids. Lineage: Eukaryota; Fungi; Ascomycota; Sordariomycetes; Hypocreales; Clavicipitaceae.